AUGCAGCAGCAGCAGCAGCAGCAGCAGCAACAGGGCCGGUCCAAGCACAGUGGUGCAGCAUCGGACCUGCAACUCAGCUACCUUAGUGUGGAUGUUGUUUUGGUGUCUCGUUCGACCUCACUCGGCGCAGCAAUCGAUGACUCGAAGGACCAAGCUACCGAUAAGCUGCUUCCGGGUGCAGCGAGGAUGGUGUCAGGUCAGGGGAUGAACAUGGGCGAGAUCCGACAUCGCAACAAUCAAGCGCGCCCUGUUCGCCCUUUUCGCCCUUUUCGCCCCGUCGUUGACAUCUAUUGA
Colletotrichum orchidophilum is the source of this 294-nucleotide messenger RNA. RefSeq lists its product as uncharacterized. The transcript is spliced from 2 exons. Bases 1 to 294 code for a protein of 97 amino acids. Lineage: Eukaryota; Fungi; Ascomycota; Sordariomycetes; Glomerellales; Glomerellaceae. The record is from RefSeq and is a predicted model, not a curated record.